AUGGGAAUUUUUAGUGAUCCUGAUCAUCUCGGAGAUCUUCCGGAAAGACUUCCAGUGACAAAUUAUGAUAUUCUCUCUCAUCAAAACUUAAUCCAGUCAGUAUCCACCAUAUUAAGUGAGGACAAAGAGGGGCUUCCUGUAUUCAGAAAUGUGGCUUAUGAUUCGUCCUUGGUUGGUUGCCUUCAUGCACUACACUCUAGGUGCGCUUAUGACAUUGUCAAGCUAACAGCUGCAGAUUUAGUCAAUGUUUUUCUUCAGUCAAUGUGGAGAACCAAAAGCCAGGAUCUUAAGGUUGCAUUGUGUAAUGCGUACAUAAGGAUUGCUAAAAUUUGCCCCCCUCAUGUCUGGAGGCCAGAAUCUCUUAUUCGCACACUUUGUUUUCCAGAACCGUGCUUUCUACUGAUAGAUUGUUUUCGAGUAGCUUUGUCAAUUCUUGGUCCUGAUAGUGUUGGAGGGAGAGCAACAAAUUGUAGUGCUCUAGAUUUUUUAACUUCCAGUGAUAAAUCAAUUGAAAACUUGAGGGUUGGAGAAAAGAGGCCUAUUCCAGAUGUGGGAACUUUUAUGGUCAAACAUCAGAAGUUAGAUGAUGAAAUUAUGGCAUCCGAUGCUAAUGUUCAGGUGCAGAGCAAGCACACUUGCAUAGUUACUUGUGAAAGAGAAGACAAAUAUGCAAAUGAUAUGCAUAAAUCACUUAUUUCGUUUAUAAAGUAUCUAAACUCUCCUGAUGUCGGAACUGAUACUUUAAGUCCACAUGUUGCGUUGACGGCUCUUAGCAUGCUUUGCAUUGGCUUCUCUAGAUUCCCGGAUGCCAAUCUAUCAAUCUUCAUUUUUCAACAGAUGUAUGCAUGGAUUCCCAGGAUAUGCGAGCUGGCAAAGCAAGAGAAUUCAAUGACGCGUGAUGUUUCCAUUUUCCUGGAGGGAAUUCACAGCAUAUUGCUUUUGCAAAGUACCCCGCUUAUGGAGAACAAGCUUUUCAAAAAUACAGAAAAUAGUGCAGAACUUUCCCAAAGCAUACUCAUCCAAAGCUUGUUGAGCUGCUAGAGAAAUGCUGGCAGCAAGAUCCAGCAUUAAGACCAGACUUCUCCGAAAUUAUAGAGAUACUGCAGCAAACGGCCAAGGAGAAUCACGAAGAGCUAGGUCACCUUCUGACUGAGGGAGAAGUUUGUCAAGAAGUGUUUCCCCAAAUGGGUCUCCCAAGCGAAUCAGAAGGGGGCGUGGUUUUAGUCCCUCUGCUUCUUCUUCUUCUCCAAAGCCUUCUCCAGGUUCUGCUCUCUCUUCUUCUCAAGGAACUGCUUUAUCUACUUCUCCAGGAAUUGCUCUUUCAA
Messenger RNA from Alnus glutinosa, 1325 nucleotides. RefSeq names its product serine/threonine-protein kinase ATR-like. Bases 1 to 1041 code for a protein of 346 amino acids. The transcript has 7 exons. Lineage: Eukaryota; Viridiplantae; Streptophyta; Magnoliopsida; Fagales; Betulaceae. The record is from RefSeq and is a predicted model, not a curated record.